AUGACGAGACAAUCAAAUUACAAGAGUGUUCCUGUACUUGAAGGGCUUUCAUCAAAAGUAACUGGUCGCCAAGAGUACUACUACACGAAAGUCCAGCAUCAUGUCCUCCUUGCAACCGCCUCAAAUCUCAUCGCUUCGUUGGUAUUUUUAGCCUUUGAGCUAUUUCUCUAUUUCUACAUCACAAAAAACCGAUAUAAUUAUUUUCCACGAAAACUCGAUGAAUGUCAAUGGUCAUUUCCUGUGAUUUUCUUUGUGCUCAAUGUUGUGCUUCAAGUGAUCUUGGUGCUCGGCGCUCGGAAGCUAAAUCUGUCAUUGCUGAGGCUAUAUCUUGGUUUACAGGGCUUACUGAUUGUGGCCGAGAUCCUGAUUCUCGUGUGGACGAUGAUCAAUCUUGAUGCCUGGCUGUUAAACAUCGCCCGAUUGAUCAUCACCCUUUUCUCAUUUUGGUCUUUCUUGGCUGGCUUGAAAAUGUUGAAGAUCACGAUACAUGAGAGAUCUGAUGAA
Mesorhabditis belari is the source of this 504-nucleotide messenger RNA. Lineage: Eukaryota; Metazoa; Nematoda; Chromadorea; Rhabditida; Rhabditidae. The record is from the annotation of a GenBank genome assembly.